AUGAGCCGCAACCGCAGAGACUUGUCGGGUCUUUUGGGCUCUCACAGUACCAAUCUGAGUCAUAUGAAAGUUACAAUGGAAAUGUACCAAGAGCGUGCAUACCACAAGAACCCGAAAAACACAAUCAAUGGUUUCAAUCCCACCGGAACGGACAAGGGAGUCAAGACCCUGCUGCAGCUCGGCGCAGAAAAAGCUAUAGAAGCUUUUCACGGUCUGGGCGAUUACAACACAGUCCUCAACUUUGUUCGCAGGAUUGAAUCCAUGCAGAAAGAUUUUCUGUUUCUCACCCUCUUGGCUGAUCACCACCGUCUCCUAAUCAGCGAGCAAAAGUACACCACGUUGCUCAAGUAUUGCCCACCGGCUGAUCAAGAUCUGUACAACUCAGAACGGCGCAACCUGGCCUAUCACCAUGAAAUUUGCUUUGAACUUGAUCGGCAGGCUGGGGGGGACUUCGUUGACGGCAACCAUCGUCCACCAAAUACCGAGUAUUUCAGUCAGAUAUGGGCAUACGACCCUAAUGCGUCAACAAUGGCCAAAAAAGACGAUAGUUUCAUUGAAUGGACAACACGGGAUCUCGUCUCACCUGCACCACAAGAGAGGCGAUUGGAACUGGGCUCUUACGGGACAUAUUUUGAAACGAGAACUGGUAGUAUCGCUGUCAGGCAUGGUCCUUCAUUGGUCAUGGGGCACACGUCGCUCUUUUCCCAGUUUAUUUCUUCGCAGCUGUUGCUUUACCGUCUGACUUGCCUUUUUGGACAACCACCCUCCAACGAAGUAUCGGAAGGAGGGCUCUGGGAUGCAACUCUGGUCUAUAAGCGCCGUUCCAUUUUCCUCACUUUUGGAGAGGAUUUGUCCGGGGAACCAUACAUACGGUUCUAUGGAUCUGAAGAAGCAAGUGUCGAGGCUCUCAAAUUGAUCAAUCACCUGGUGAGUAAUUUGAUCACAAAUGAGUUUGCCAGGUCGCUGUGUGGUGGAAACAGUCAAAACUCUCGCUGGAUGGUUGAAAUGCUCUCGGACCACCCGAGGUCCUGA
Messenger RNA from Exophiala bonariae, 1032 nucleotides. RefSeq lists its product as uncharacterized. The record is from RefSeq and is a predicted model, not a curated record. The transcript has 2 exons. Bases 1 to 1032 code for a protein of 343 amino acids. NCBI's taxonomy places the organism in Eukaryota, Fungi, Ascomycota, Eurotiomycetes, Chaetothyriales, Herpotrichiellaceae.